Cordyceps fumosorosea ARSEF 2679 is the source of this 471-nucleotide messenger RNA. RefSeq lists its product as hypothetical. The coding region runs from base 1 to 471 and encodes 156 amino acids. Lineage: Eukaryota; Fungi; Ascomycota; Sordariomycetes; Hypocreales; Cordycipitaceae. The record is from RefSeq and is a predicted model, not a curated record. The transcript has 3 exons.
AUGCUCAGCCGUCUCAACAUCACCAAGGGGUACCUCGCCUUCUCCGUCGCCCACUUUCUGCUCUUCGUCCUCGGCCUCACAAUCAUCGGGCUGUACGCGACCGACGUCCAGCGCGCUCGGGAGGUCAACAGCCACCUCGAUUCCAAAUGGAUCUUCGCUGUCGUCGUCGGCUCCCUCUCUAGCGUCACCUGCCUCGUGUACUUUGUCCCCUUCGUCUUCCACGCCCGCGGCAUCGUCGCGCCCAUUUGGAACCUGGUCCUCUUCAUCCUCAACAUUACCCUCUUUGGCGUCUUUGCCAAUCUCUUCCUCCAUGCCAAGGCUAGCAAUGGCGCCGUCAAGCGCAUGAAGAACGCCAUCUGGGUCGACCUCACCAGCGCCCUGCUCUGGCUCCUCGUCGCCCUCGCCUCCGCGGGUUACUGGUGGAAGCACCGCGAUGUCCGCUCCCGCUUCACCGGCCGCGCGCACGUCUAA